AUGCUCGUCCGAUCCCUCUCCGGACAGCACGGACCUGAUCCCAUGCUCCCGCGGCAGACUCGACAACACAGACUUGGCUGUGGUGUUCAGGUCGAAGAUGUGAUGCUCGGUGUGAUGUACAGAGUCCUCAAAGUUGUCGGCGAGCUUCUGAUUGUCCAUCUCGAGCCUGUGACACUCGACCCGCAGCCCGAAUCGUUUGCUAAGCUAUUUCACUGUUCUCGCGGCAAUGUCUGCCGGGGCGGAUGA
Molecule: messenger RNA, 246 nt
Organism: Cordyceps fumosorosea ARSEF 2679
Lineage: Eukaryota; Fungi; Ascomycota; Sordariomycetes; Hypocreales; Cordycipitaceae
Exons: 1
Coding region: 1-246 (81 amino acids)
Source: RefSeq, a predicted model, not a curated record